Molecule: messenger RNA, 8473 nt
Organism: Cavia porcellus (domestic guinea pig)
Lineage: Eukaryota; Metazoa; Chordata; Mammalia; Rodentia; Caviidae
Gene: Sorbs2
Product: sorbin and SH3 domain containing 2
Exons: 31
Coding region: 862-6411 (1849 amino acids)
Biological process (GO): Notch signaling pathway
Cellular component (GO): neuronal cell body; dendrite; synapse
Molecular function (GO): protein binding
Source: RefSeq, a predicted model, not a curated record
UUGCUAUGGCUACGAAAAGCCAGUGGAACCCAAUGAGCUGUCUGCAACAGUGCCGAGAGGACCAGCCAUUUUACUUAUGGAAAACAGUGUGGUAUAUUCUGCUGAGCUUUACCCUGGAAGAAACAUUUUAAAGAAUUUAUUCAGAGAGGAGAGAAGCAAUGGGUAUGUUAACAUACAACUAUUAUAGCCACACAUGCCUGCAAACUGCCCUUUCCACAAGCUGUUGCAUGCUGUUGCUCGCAGUUAUCUGACUGGAGAAAGUGGAAUGCAGGGUGAUAAUGCUGCAUAUCUGCUAUCAGGAGCAGAAAAGGAUUCUUGUCAUUGGAAGGCAAGCCUUUCCUCCAGGAUUAUCUCAGCAGCUCCCUAUUUGCUUAUCCUGGAAACCAGUGAUCCCAAAUGAGGGUGUUGCUCUCUGCUAGCAACGGAACUGUGCGUGGCUGUUGCAUCCGAGCAGCAGGUCUGAGAAAGCAGGUGUGUGCUCCAGUGGGCACUGGACUGGAACGCGGGCGGACGCUCUCGGGUUUACCUGCUUCCUGUUAACAGAUUGUUGGCUCAGAGGGCAUCCGCUUACACUCUGAGGCUGAAGCUGAGAAGGGGCUUCCCGGCAUCCCACUUGACUGUCAGAGACACUUGGAUUGGACUUAAUCUUAAACCGCUGGAGUUCAAGACCUUUUAAAAAGGGCUAAAUAAACAAUCUCUACAUGUAAAAGGCCACUGACUCCUAUUUCCUCUGAACAGAGCAACUGGGAACUCAGCUGCCUGUAGAGCCAGAAUAGGACAGACUCAUAUACCAUUCUGAUCUGGGUGCAUUUCUUCAGAAGGAAAACUGAAGACUUUACUAACAAACCCUCCAAGGUCGAAAUGAAUACAGAUAGCGGUGGGUGUGCUCACAAACGUGCCGCCAUGUCUGUCACGUUAACAUCUGUGAAGAGGGUUCAAAGUUCUCCAAACCUAUUGGCUGCAGGGCGUGACUCUCAAUCACCAGACUCAGCUUGGCGAUCUUACAAUGAUCGAAUACAAGAGACACUGAACGGAGAUGCUACAUAUUCCUCUCUUGCAGCAAAAGGUUUCAGAAGGGUUCGACCAAACCUACAAGAAAAAAAAUCUCCGACUCAGGCACCCCUUCCACCCACCAGAAAAGAGAGCUUUCAUAGCUCCUUGACAACCAAUCACACACAGGGCCACAUUUUAGACUCAUUAGAAGCCAACAUGCAAACUCCCUCCUGUACCGAGUUUUUUUCUAACAAAAAGUUUCUUCCAGCAAUUACACACUCUAAUGAUGAAUCUAAUCCAACAAUUGUAUAUUCUGAAGAAUCCAACACAACUGUGUCAUAUACCCAAAAAAUCACUAGCCCACUACCAGGAGCUUCCAACACAAGUCCUACACCAUUUGCUGACAUCAGUACCCCAUUUCUACAAGAGAACUACAUGCAAGAUUCUCAAACUCAGAGAAUUUCUACCUUAAAACUAAUGCAUAACCAGGAUCUGGGAAGUACCAUCCCUUUUCAUAUUCCACAGUUUUCUAAUCCUGUUGAAGUUCCUUCAUUUCUCAAAAAGCCUUGCUCACCACCCCCUAACCCAGUACCUGAGAUACACACAGCAUCUCUUUCCAUUCAGAUAGCUCCCCUUUCAGGAAAAGAUCCUGAAAGCCACAAACAGCUACCUGAGCUUUCUCCAGAGACUACAAAGAUACCUCUUCAGCAAGAGAGACAAACAUCUGCAGUUGCUACGGCCUCUCAGUCCUCAGACUGCCGGCAUGGAAAUCAGCAAUUAACUGCCAAUGUGUUGGAGAGCCAGAUAACAGUGAAUGGCAACUCUGGUGGUGCUGUGAGUCCAAUGAGUUACUACCAAAGGCCGUUUUCCCCUUCAGCAUACUCUCUCCCAGGCUCCGUCAACUCCAGCCUUAUCAUGCAGCAUGGCAGAUCCCUUGAUUCCUCAGAGACAUAUUCCCAGCAUGCUCAGUCUCUGGAUGGCACCGCAGGCAGCUCAAUACCCCUGUACAGGUCCUCUGAGGAAGAGAAGAGGGUGACAGUCAUCAAAGCCCCGCAUUACCCAGGAAUCGGGCCUGUGGACGAAUCUGGAAUCCCGACAGCAAUUAGGACGACAGUCGACCGGCCUAAGGACUGGUACAAGACAAUGUUUAAACAGAUUCACAUGGUGCACAAGCCAGAUGAUGACUCAGACAUGUAUAAUACUCCUUACACAUAUAAUGCAGGUCUAUUCAAUGCACCUUACAGCGCUCAGUCACACCCUGCUGCAAAGACUCAGACCUACAGACCUCUUUCCAAGAGCCACUCUGACAAUGGCACCGAUGCCUUUAAGGAAGCAUCCUCCCCAGUGCCCCCCCCACAUGUUCCCCCAAGACCAAGAGAUCGCUCUUCAACAGAAAAGCAUGACUGGGAUCCUCCAGACAGAAAGGUGGAUACCAGAAAAUUUCGGUCUGAGCCAAGGAGUAUUUUUGAAUACGAGCCUGGGAAAUCAUCAAUUCUGCAACAUGAAAGACCACCCCCUCUCCCAGCGACGCCGACGCCCGCGCCGACCGCAGCCGGCCCGCAGCCCGGGUCCUCCGCGCCGCCCGGAGACGCCGCCGCCGCGCGCAGCCCCUCCCCUCCGCCCCGGGGUGGCGGCCCCGCCGCGCGCGCGGGCGCCCCGGCUCCCGGCCCCGUCCGGACUGAUCGCAUAAAUCCAGAUGACAUAGAUUUAGAAAAUGAGCCCUGGUAUAAAUUCUUUUCAGAACUGGAGUUUGGACGCCCGCCUCCUAAAAAGGCUCUGGACUAUGUUCAAGAUCAUUCUUCUGGUGUUUCCAAUGAGGCCUCCAUAUAUCAAUCUUCUAUAGACAGAAGCCUGGAGAGGCCCAGCAGUUCUGCAAGCAUGGCUAGUGACUUCAGGAAGCGGAGGAAGAGUGAGCCUGCAGUUGGUCCACCCAGGGGCUUGGGGGAUCAGAUUGCAAGCAGAACCAGCCCCAGUAGGAUGGACCUCCCAGGAUCGAGCACCACCUUGACAAAAUCUUUCAUUAGUUCUUCUCCUUCCUCCCCCUCAAGAGCAAAAGGUGGGGAUGAUAGCAAAAUGUGUCCAUCCCUUUGCAGUUACUCAGGGCUCAACGGCACCCCCUCCAGUGAGUUAGAGUACUGUAGUCCUUAUAGACAGCAUCUGGAUGUCCCAAGGGACUCACAAAGGGCUAUCACUUUCAAGAAUGGCUGGCAGAUGGCCCGGCAAAAUGCAGAGAUCUGGAGCAGCACUGAAGAGUCGGUGUCCCCCAAAAUCAAAUCCCGUAGCUGUGAUGAUCUCCUAAAUGAUGACUGUGAUAGCUUCCCUGACCCCCAAACCAAGUCAGAAAGUAUGGGCUCCCUUUUAUGUGAAGAGGAUUCCAAAGAGAGCUGCCCCAUGACCUGGGGUUCCUCCUUCAUCCAGGAGGGUCGUGGUAACAGCAGAUCAAGGAUCAGACACAGGUCAUCCCACAAUGCCCCUGGCUUCCUAAAAAUGUACAAGAAAAUGCACCGCAUUAACCGGAAAGAUUUGAUGAAUUCAGAGGUCAUCUGCUCGGUGAAGUCGAGAAUAAUGCAGUAUGAAAAGGAGCAACAGCACAAGGGCCUGCUCCACGGAUGGAGCCAGUCCUCCACGGAGGAGGUGCCCAGGGACAUGGUGCCCACACGCAUCUCAGAAUUUGAAAAGUUGAUUCAAAAAUCAAAAUCCAUGCCAAACUUAGGAGACGAAAUGUUAUCUCCUGUAACCCUGGAACCGCAACAAAAUGGUUUGUAUCCCAAGAGGCGAUUUUCCAUUGAGUCUUUGCUGGAGGAAGAAAAUCAGAGUAGGCACCCUUCUCAGGUUCAGCGGAGCUACCAGUCUAAAACUCUGGUGCCAAUUCACAUCGAAGUCACCAGCGAUGAGCAGCCCAGAACACACAUGGAAUUUUCUGACAGUGACCAGGAUGGAGUUGUGUCUGAUCACAGUGACUACAUUCAUGUGGAAGGGUCAUCUUUUUGCAGUGAAAGUGAUUUUGAUCACUUUUCAUUCACAUCUUCUGAAAGUUUCUAUGGGUCCAGCCACCACCACCACCACCACCACCAUCACCAUCACCGGCACCUCAUCAGCUCCUGCAAAGGCCGGUGCCCUGCCUCGUACACUCGAUUCACCACAAUGUUAAAGCAUGAAAGAGCUAAGCAGGAAGGUGUCGAACAGCCUAGAAGACAAGAAUUGGACCCCGGCUUGUCUAAACUUGCAUUCCUAGUCAGCCCUGUGCCUUUCCGGAGGAAAAAAAGUGUGACUCCCAAAAAACAGACUGAAAAGGCAAAAUGUAAAGCAUCUGUAUAUGAGGCUUUGGACUCUGCCCUUAAAGACAUCUGUGACCAAAUCAAAGCUGAAAAGCGAAGAGGAAGUUUGCCAGACAACAGCAUAUUGCACCGUCUUAUCAGUGAACUGCUGCCAGAUAUUCCUGAAAGGAACUCAUCACUUAGAGCUCUGAAAAGGAGCCCCACGCACCAGCCUUUCCACCCACUGCCUCACGACGGUGCUAUUCAUUGUCCACUGUACCAGAAUGAUUGUGGGAGAAUGCCGCACAGUGCCUCUUUCCCAGACGUGGACAUGGCCAGCAGCAGCUACCACCACCAGGACCAUGACAGUGCCCUGAGUCUCCAAGACCUAGAGUCUCCUAGAAGUUACUCAUCCACUUUGACUGAUGUGGGGAGAAGUGCAUCAAGGGAAAGAAGAGGAACUCCAGAAAAAGAGAAAUUUCCUGCAAAAGCUGUUUAUGAUUUUAAGGCACAGACAUCUAAGGAGCUGUCAUUUAAGAAAGGUGACACUGUCUACAUCCUCAGGAAAAUUGAUCAAAAUUGGUAUGAGGGAGAGCAUCAUGGAAGAGUGGGCAUUUUUCCAAUCUCAUAUGUAGAGAAACUCACACCUCCUGAAAAAGCACAACCUGCAAGACCACCUCCCCCAGCCCAACUUGGAGAAAUCGGAGAAGCUAUAGCGAAAUACAAUUUCAAUGCAGACACAAAUGUGGAGCUCUCACUGAGAAAGGGAGAUAGAAUUAUCCUUCUUAAAAGAGUUGAUCAAAACUGGUAUGAAGGUAAAAUUCCAGGCACCACCAGACAAGGGAUCUUCCCUGUUUCCUAUGUAGAAGUUGUCAAGAAGAACCCCAAAGGUGCUGAGGAUUACCCUGACCCUCCAGUACCCCACAGCUACUCUAGUGAUAGAAUUCACAGCUUGAGCUCCAACAAGUUGGCUUCCAGUGAACUAGCCCUUCCUUCCACCCAUAAAAUGUCACCUGGUUCAGAUGAAGGAGAAUUCCCGGGAAAGUCCCAGGAGUGGCUGUCCCUGACGAAUGGGUGUCCAGCAGCAAACAGUUUGGUCCCAAUGCCAUCUUCUUUCCUGGAUGACUUCUUGGCUGAAUUAGAGAAGUUGGGUGCUUUAACUUUGUCAGUCAACCAAGCCAAACCUGACGUGCUGGAGGAAACCAUCCUUGAAAUUAAGGAAGAGCCUUCUGCUCUCCUCCCAUUGCCUCCAGCAUCUGUACCUGCAGGAUCAUCUAUCUCUCUGCCACCUCCCUCCCCCGCAAUUAUGACCUCAGCCACAGCCCAACCUUACAAUGCAAGGUCCCUUCAGGAUCCCAGAGAGACCACUCACAACCAAUUUACAGAUUUGAAAAAAAUGAGAAGGGGCUCUUCAGAUGCUAAAAGGGUUCUUGAAAUGCUAGGUGAUAAAUUUGUUGCCUCAGCAUGCACCAGUGUGGGUCCCUUGCCUAUAACCCUCCCCGUCAUUGGAGAGGAAGAUGAGGAAAUUGGUGAGGGGGUCACCUCAGACAUCCAAAGAUGGCGGCUAGAAUCUCAAGAACAAGAUGCCUUGUGGUGUGGGCAUGGAGGUACAGAGGUGACAGCAGAGCUACACAUUGAAGAGGAGAAAGAAGAGGAGAAUCCUGUGCGCUUUACAUAUUCAGUAGGCACUCCUACAAAUCCCAGCCUCUCUAAGGAAGACAGCAGUGCAGCAGAAACCAGUAAUGAGCGAUCUUCAUUUUCUUCAAGAGCUCGAAUGAGUACGUCUUUGCCCAGCAGUCUGCUUUCCUCCCCUCCAUUCCAUUCUCCCCUGGCCUCUGUCUCUGACCUGGUCUCUACACUUUCCCAGCCUACUCAGCCCUCCUCAUCUCCUCUCCUCUCUAAAUACUCUUAUCAGCAGGAGAUCAGUUCACCAAAAUUAAAGCCACAGCGUCCUGUGUUUACUCAUGAAAACAUUCAAGGUGGGGGGGAACCGUUUCAGGCUCUGUAUAACUAUACUCCCAGGAAUGAAGAUGAGCUGGAGCUCAGAGAAAGUGAUGUUAUUGAUGUGAUGGAAAAGUGUGACGAUGGAUGGUUUGUUGGAACCUCGAGAAGAACCAAAUUCUUUGGUACUUUUCCCGGGAACUAUGUCAAGAGGCUGUGAAUUACUCUCCCUCCUUAUUUAAUGCCACAUGUCAGCAAAACAUCUGCAUAAACUUGCCUGAAACAUCCACACAGGCCUCUCGUUGUCAUGCCUUAUGGUUUCCAAUAUGCCAUCACCAUCUCCACCUGCUGCCACCAAACCACCAGCAGAGGAACUACCGCUGUGAGCCUGGGGGAGACACAGCAGACCUGCAUCCACAGGAAAGUCCGUCCUCCUCCUCUCUGCCCUAAACUCCAAAGUCAAUGUGGGAGACCAGAAAGAAAAUUAUUAUAUUUGAAAAGAACAAAGUAGUUGAGCAAAAGAAAACAAAAAAAAGAAAAGGUCUCCAGGAGGCUCUGUGGUCUCCUGCCUGUAUUUCAACUCCAGAAGAUUCUCCUCUCCCAGGCAACCAGAAGAUGGUUUUUUCCAAACCCCCGUGGUUUGCAUUUUAACCUUCUUAGCUUGGCAGUCUAUUUUCCUUUCACAAGUUUGCCUAGUGUCCUGGUUUACACUGUAUGACAACCAUACUUCAGCUAUCUUUUGCCUGCACUUACAUGUUGUUAUAUGCACCGUGAUCACAAAACCUAAAGUUAAGAGUAAGAAAGUUAACUUGUAUGGGUGUAAUUUUGUUAAUUGAAUGUAAGUUUUCAAAGAGGAGUCUUUUCCUGCAAUUUUUUGUACUUUUUAGAAGUACAAACAGUGAAUGAAUAAGAGCUUUUGGUAAUUAACAUGAGAAUAAAAAGGAUUAGGUACACUACAGAAAAAAUUACUGUGUUGUAAAGUUGCAUUGCUACUUUGUAUUAAAAGGUAAUAAUCAGCAUCAUGAACAAUGAGCUCUUAGUGUUUUAUUUAUCUGAUAAAAUUUAAGUAAAGGCAGUGUUAGUGAGAGGUGCAGAGUUCUAUUCUAACAUAGACACUUGAAAGUAUCCGUAAGCAAUAUUAGUAGGUAAGAUUUCACUGUGUGUACACAUACACAUUUGAGAUUGUAUGAGAACAUAUAAUCUAUAUGAUAUGUUGUACAUUUUAUGGAAAUGUAAAAGAAUCCUACAUAUUAUUUUAUAGAAAUAGAGUACUUCAGAAGGGUCACAAGUAUUAAGGCUGGUUUUAGCAAGAAUUAUGGUCAACACGAUUAUUUUUACUAUGAUAAUUAUUUUUCUUCUAUGGAACCCAGAAUCCUGCUUACAUUUGCGAACAGGAAUAUGUUGAGCCUGAUUUUCCUGGUGUAUGUAAAAUAUUUCCUAGGAAUAAAUUGGGCACUUUUUAGAGACUGUUAAAUCAUUCAGGUUAUUUUUUUUUCCUACCCUGAAGCGGAGCCUGAAAGAUUUAAUAGGGUUAACUGUGCCUAAACUGCAUAUACCCUGAAAACUAGCUUUGUAUUUCUUAUGAAUUUGCAUAAGAACUGUUCAUCUUUGGAUCUGAGCACCUUACAGAUAAAACUUUUUAUGGCAUUUCUUCAUGGACAGUGAUUGAUCUUUUCACAAUAUGUAGAUUGUAGUAUUUUGUAUAUAUGUUUGUUCUUUUUUUGUACAGACUGUUUAGUUGUUGAGAAAACCGGGGAACUUCCUAAUUUGGUCUUUAUCCUGCACUUAAACAAAGCUAAAACACUUUCAGAAGGUUAUCCUCCACGUACCACAUCGAUCAAAGCGCCCCCUGGAUAGUGUGAUUCUGUAAGAUAUGCAAAUGUUUAUGAAUUGAAAAUGUCUUAGAAGCCAAACUGAAAUGUACAUAAACACUGAUUACAGAGGAAUUUCACUAGGAAAAAAGUAAAGGAGCAUCCUUGGGUAGCCGACCAUGAUUAUUGUCCAGUUCACAACCAGCUUUGUAUUUUAAAGGCUUUGGGUUUGAAUACUGCAUGCAGCUUUGCUGAUAAAUGACUAAUUCUCUUUGAUGCCAUUUAUGAGACAAGACUUCAAAAUCUGUUGCCUGUCUUACUUAAGAAAAAGUACCGUUUCUAUUCUCUGUAUCGGAUUUUAAAAGGAAAACUACUCAUACCUGACUUUCAGGUAAUUGACUGAAUUCUUACAAGCAAAGAUCAUUGUGUUUUUCUUGAGUAGACAUCUAAUAAAUUUUGCUUGGAAAUGUA